GGACUCCUCGCUCCGGCUGUGUUGGACUUCCUUCUUCCAGUGGCGAUACUAAAUCUGCUUUGAAAUGACAAAGCGUUGAACUGUUUUAGUCCGGACAACAGAAGGCGAAAAACUAACAGGAGAACCUAUAAAACUAUCCCCCCUCCUGCUUAUCCCUGUGUCGACUAAUGUUUGGUUGCCAUGGUUGGGACUAAAGAAUGUUUCCACCCAGCUCCUGCACUUCUGGAAAAACCCGAUGUGCGCGCUGCUUGUCGUUUAUUCUGCAGCCGCCAAGAACCUGACAGGCAUUUCCGGACAUUCUCUGUCUUUCACCCCUCGUUUUUGUCUACCUUCCCAACAGCCCUCAGUAUGGCCGAACCGGCUGAAUUGCUGCUUGUCAGGGACCAGUAUGAGUUGGCCCUUCAUUCCCUGAGUCGUGGAUUGGCGGCAGAAGAGGCUGACAACACCCCCGAGGCCCUCGCAUCUUACAGGAAAGGUCAGCUGCAUCUCACUCAGGGACUGGAGGUCCCCACCAGGGGGGAGAGGCACCGGGGGGCGGUCUGGGACACGGCCAGGCAGCUCCAGCAGAGGAUGGCCGACACUCUGAGGACCGUGGGCGCGCACCUUUCUGACCUAGAAAAGUCCCAGCAGACCACGAGAGAGCGGAGAGGCUUACUGCUGAAGGAUCUCCCGCCUAAUCUUUAUCCAGACUUGGCAGCUAACAGCCAGCCGCCUGGGAGCGCUCUCCACCAUCUGUACCCCACCAUACCUGCUGUCACCCAAAACCCAGCCCCAACCCCCAACACGGGCUCAGCCAGCCCUGCUGUCCUCGCCCUCCCACACACACACACGUCCCCAGAGGCUCUGGAAUCUGCAGCCAUGGACAGCCCGGGAGAGCAGCCUCCAGCGUACACGCCAAAGCCCUCAGAGGGCCACCGCAGCCUGGGCCACGGUCCCACCGGACGUGGCCCCGGGUCAGAAAAACAGAGCGGAGCAAUGGCGUCCGGAGGAGAUGGACACGAGCUGCUUUCCAUCCCCUCUGGGGUGCAGCUGUUUUUUGUGGAGCCCAGCGGGCAGGUCAGCUCUUUGUCCUAUCCGGGAUACCUUCGAAUCAUCUCUUUGGAAAACGAGCCGAAGGCGUCCUCCGCUGGAAAAGCCUCUGCGUUCUUAGAUGUGUGUGACCGGCUGUACCCACUGACGACGGACACCCCGGUGCUGCUGGCUAACUCGGGGAUAUUCAUGUUUCCUCACACCUUGGCGGAGACGCCGGGGUCCUUUGUGGGUAUAGUGCUCUCCUCUGAACUCCCUGCUGCUGACCGGGAGAUGUUUCAGGAUCUUCUGUUGCAGCUGGCAGAUUUUAGGAUCCAGGGCCCAGAUGGGAAAGAAACAGAAGCCAUAAACCUGAGUACGAAAGUACCCCUUGGUCCCCUUAACAAGCAAAGAGAAGAGACCGAAAAACUACUGCUGCCUGGAUGGAGUGAGAAGAUGGCACAAGGAAUCUUGACAGGAGCCACGCGGUUAAGUGAGUCACUAGCAAAAGGGGCUGAGGCCACGGGGAGCUUCAUUCACAGAGGAGCUGCCAAGAUUCGUGACCGCAUCACACCUGAGGACUCUCCCUCAGAGGUCAGCCCCCGGGUCACCAAAGGACUGCAUGUGGCUAAACAGGCCACAGGUGGCGCUGUGCGAGUCAGCCAGUUUAUAGUGAAUGGUGUGAGUACAGUUGCAGAGCACGUAGCAGAUAAGGUGGCACCCCAUGUGAAGAAACAUGGAACCAAGCUGGUCCCAGAAUCUCUGAAGAAGAGCCAAGAUGGCCGUGCCUCUAACUUGAGUGGAGCUAAGUUUGUAGCAGCCAGCGGUGUUCAUGGUUUCUCUACUGUUUGGUCAAGUCUGGAGGUUGGAGCAAAGCACGUUUGCAAAAGUGUUGCAACUGAGACAGUCUCGACAGUGAAGUACAAAUUUAGGGGAUUAGAGAAUCUUUUUAACAUGCCCAGCAACAAAUGACUGCGCGGGGGAGUAAAGACAAAGACUUGUGAACUAACAACUGAUGCUGCUAACCCUUUCUUGUACAAUCCUUCACUAACCUAUCAGGUUAGAAAAUGACACAAAACAUCCCAAACCUGACACAGAAUAAUAACUCUUGCUCACACAGACUUCACUUUGACAGAAUGAUUUUUUUAGCCUGUUCAUUAAAAGGCUUUGUCUGUACAAGCAACGUAAUGACUGUUCUGAACACUCAGAAGUGCAACUUGAAGUGUUUUUUUCUCAUUCAUAUCUAUUUCAUUUUAUCUUUUUGUGCUAAGCUACCAUGAUUGCAUAUUACUUUCUGAGUGCCUAAAACUAGAACAACCCACUGUUCAUGACUGGCUCCUGUGUACACACAGUAAGUACUGGGGCUGCUAGUUAAAGUGCUGCUAGCUCCACAGCUUCAGUGUCCAGUCACUGCUCCUCUGGUGUUCAUCUUUCUGGACGUGUCCACGUUAACCUCUCUUUGGUGUUGGCUUAUCACAAUAAUUGUAGAUCUUUCCUGGAGAUUUCUACAAAUAAAAAGCUACUAUACAAGAUUUGACUGUUCUUUUUUUUUUUUUUAGCCCAAAGUCUUUCAGCAGCUUUGCAAAACUGUCACACUCCAACACUUUUACACAUUCUCAUUUCCAUUUAUUUUCUCACGCAUAACCUGUCGUCUCUAACUCGGCCAUAUUAUUUGUGGCGAAG
Messenger RNA from Menidia menidia (Atlantic silverside), 2691 nucleotides. The record is from the annotation of a GenBank genome assembly. NCBI's taxonomy places the organism in Eukaryota, Metazoa, Chordata, Actinopteri, Atheriniformes, Atherinopsidae.